Molecule: messenger RNA, 433 nt
Organism: Closterium sp. Naga37s-1
Lineage: Eukaryota; Viridiplantae; Streptophyta; Zygnematophyceae; Desmidiales; Closteriaceae
Source: the annotation of a GenBank genome assembly
GUGUGCGCUUGAGAAUGCAGUGAUAGCCUCGCGCACCCUCAUGCGCACACCGCUCUCAGGUGCCAUGCUCUCAGGUGCCAUGCUCUCAGGUGCCAUGCUCUCAGGUGCCAUGCUCUCAGGUGCCAUGCUCUCAGGUGCCAUGCUCUCAGGUGCCAUGCUCUCAGGUGCCAUGCUCUCAGGUGCCAUGCUCUCAGGUGCCAUGCUCUCAGGUGCCAUGCUCUCAGGUGCCAUGCUCUCAGGUGCCAUGCUCUCAGGUGCCAUGCUCUCAGGUGCCAUGCUCUCAGGUGCCAUGCUCUCAGGUACCAUGCUCUCAGAUGCUCUGCUCUUCAGGCCCGCCCGGCCUUGUUAUCACCACCACUUUCUGCCUGCCUUUAUAUUGCCCCCCUCUCUGCCUUCUCACCUGCACUGCACCCUCACCUUCCCAGGGCACUAG